UUCUUCUCUCUCUUUCAUCCCACCAGAAACCAACUACUUUCUUCCACCCUCCAUCAACUUUGCCUCUUUUAUAAGCCCCCGGUCCUCCUCCUCCUUCCCCAUCCCCUGGCCUCAUCCACUUCAUAACAUUUAGGUUUAACGAUAGACUUGGCUUUAGCUCUUCGGUAGUUCUUUUAAUGCUUCCAAGCACACCCCAGAGAUCGAUACAUUACCCAAUUCUUUUUUGUUCGUAUCCUUUUCGUUAGUACUUGGCCUUCUGAUUUCCCUUCUAGGAGCCCUUCCAAGGAAAGGGAUCAGAAAGGCCAACAACUUAAGGGGCAUCACUCCGAGAAGAUGCAUCACCAGUCGGAGUACUUUGGUCCUAAUGAAGCCAUCAGCAUCCAAGGAGGAGCAGGAGCUUUUGGUGGCCCUUCUCAGAGUAAUACCAUAAGUCACUCCGACCUCGCACUCAUGGGCAGCAGCAGCAACAACGUCAACAAUCUGGAAGAGAAACUGAGGCUUUUCAGAUUCCUUCAUGAAGACCCCAACGUUCACCACCCCACCUCUGCCAUGGGACUCGAUCUCCAGUGCCAGCCAGGUCUCGACCCCAGAGCAGAGAUCGCUACCACAAAUCUCAUGCAAGCUAACAACCACCAAUACUACUUUGAUCCCACCACCCCUUCGAAUCCUUUUGUGAUCGGGAUGCUGAACCCUGGGAACUUCCACUAUACAGCCGACAUGUUCUCCGGUGAGCUGUCACCAGACAGGACGUCGACAGGAUCGACCAUUUUGCAUGAUCCGAUGGUGCACUUGGAUUUCCCCAGCCAGCCAUCUCUUCUGAAAGAUGUCCAAAACUCACUGCCCCAUGACACUGGUUUUUUUCCUGGGCCAUGGGGGUUUGGUGGGUCUUUUGUUGGUGGGUUGGAUGAUGGCUAUGUUGGCCAGCUUGGGAGACAACAGUCAUAUGAGAAAAGAAGGAAGGGAGGUUCUAAGAAGGGAGGUUCCAUAAAGGUGGAGGAGGCUGGGAGCAUGAAAAAUGAGAAGCAAAGGAGGGAAAGGAUUGCUAAAAAAUACGAUGAUCUCAAGUCACUGAUACCAAACUCGACAAAGCAAGAUAGAGCCAGCAUCAUCGCGGAUGCAACAGACUACGUCAAUGAGCUGCUAAGAACACUCAAGGAGCUCAAGAUACUGGUUGCAGAGAAACGGCAUAGAAGAGAGUGGGGCAAGAAACUGAUCAUGGGAGAUGGAGUUGAUGGAGAUGUGGAGAGUUCCUCUACGAAACCUCUCAUGGAUGAUGGAGAUCGUGCAUUCAGGGGACCUCUGAGGAGCUCAUGGAUCCAAAGGAAAUCUAGGGAGACCUUUGUGGAUGUCCGCAUCAUCGAGGAUGAGGUUUAUAUCAAGCUAACUCAGCGUAAGAAGAUGAAUUGCUUGGUUGUUGUGUCGAAGGUCCUGGAUGAACUACAGCUUGAACUCCUCCACUUGUCAGGUGGAAACAUUGGAGAUUCUCACGUCUUCAUCUUCAACACCAAGAUCCAUGAAGGUUCUUCAGUUUAUGCGAGUGCGGUAGCAAAGAAGCUCAUUGAAGUUUUGGAUGUGCAAUACCCACCUUUUCCUGUUAGUUUCUAGGGUUUGGAUUUUAAAUAUUGUAUUUAAGCUUUUGUUUGAAACUUAGGUGAAGGGAAUAGGCAUGAGUUGGUAGGAGUACAGUGGAUGGAAUUUGGCAGGAACGACUUGGAAUCUCUUUGCAGAGAAGGGCUCUGAUAUUACAACUUACAAAACUACUUAUUUAUGCUCCCUCAUAUUUGCAAUGAACUGAUUGAGAGAAGAAGACAAUAAAGUUAAU
Messenger RNA from Elaeis guineensis (African oil palm), 1822 nucleotides. RefSeq names its product transcription factor EAT1. Gene Ontology annotation, biological process: regulation of DNA-templated transcription; anther wall tapetum development. Lineage: Eukaryota; Viridiplantae; Streptophyta; Magnoliopsida; Arecales; Arecaceae. The record is from RefSeq and is a predicted model, not a curated record. Gene Ontology annotation, molecular function: protein dimerization activity.